Dothidotthia symphoricarpi CBS 119687 is the source of this 3822-nucleotide messenger RNA. RefSeq lists its product as uncharacterized. The record is from RefSeq and is a predicted model, not a curated record. NCBI's taxonomy places the organism in Eukaryota, Fungi, Ascomycota, Dothideomycetes, Pleosporales, Dothidotthiaceae. The transcript is spliced from 5 exons. The coding region runs from base 148 to 3822 and encodes 1224 amino acids.
ACCACCAUCUUUUUGUUGGGCUGUUGCUACUCGCUCUCAAUCGCAGCAUAUGGUAUCUUGAUAACGUUGUCUGGCACGCGAUUGAACUCCAUUGCAUCCUUUCUGGAAGGCACUGUACAUGACCGCGUCUUGCCCCCAAGUUUGUGAAUGAUGGACUGGAACGAUUUUGAAGCGAGGGCGAGCAGGGUUAAGCCUGAGCGGGAAAUGAAACCGAAACGCUGCUGGCUUGGUGUACUUUUCCAUGAGAAAACUCCUGGGGAUGAUCUCGAGGAGGUGGAUUUUAUAUGGAUGAUUGGGCAUAACAAGAUACCUCUUCGAAAGAUUCGCGAUACUUACCAGGAGAAACGCGAGGUCACAAACAUUCAGUUGAAGUACAAGGGCACAGUGGUGGAUUUGGAUGAUUGUGUCAAAUCGUUCUCUACGCCCAACUACGACCCCAUCUUCUUCCAUGUAGAUCUAGUUGAGUCCACCCCGCCGCGCACUUCUCUUGCUGUCGGUAUCGAGAGUGGCCGCGAAAAUGUACCCCAGGAGUCAUCACAUCCAUUCGAUCCUGCAGGUGUGUUCAAUCGUGAACUUUCUCCCGAGAUGGAUAGCCAAGACGGGGCCAUACCGACGGAUCAGAAUAUUCGAGAGGUUAUCGCACAAUCGAGUCCAGGUAUCCUUGAAUCUGGAGUUGCACAGUCGAUGAAAGUGCUCGAAGGGUUGAAGCACACGUUCUUACAAUAUGGGUCCAACAAAGAAGCACAAGCAUGGAUACAGGCAAUCGAAAAGUUGAUUCCUCAAGCCGCACGAAAGCGUACUGUCGUCGGUGUUGUUGGUAAUACGGGCGCUGGAAAGUCAAGUGUCAUUAAUGCGAUGCUAGACGAAGAACGCCUGGUCCCGACAAAUUGCAUGCGGGCCUGCACGGCAGUUGUCACAGAGAUGUCGUGGAACGACAGCAAUGAUCCAUCCUCCAAGUACCGUGGCGAGAUUGAGUUUAUCAGCCGAGCCGAUUGGGAGAAAGAACUCAGUGUUUUGAUGAAAGAGUUCCUGUCAGAAAAUGGAACCCUUUCUAGAGAAGCCUCAAAUCAAGACUCGGACGCAGGCAUAGCUUGGGCGAAGUUUCAUGCUGUAUAUCCCAAAAUUGCCAGGGAUGCUCUGGAGGAUUGUACGAUUGACAGCCUCAUGUCCGAAAAGGCUGUGUUGGACGUUCUUGGGACAAACAAGAAUAUUCAUACAGCUCAGCCAGGCCGAUUCUAUCAAGAACUGCAACAAUACGUCGACAGUAAAGAAAAGGUCACCAAGAAGGACAAGAACAAUGACAAAGAGAAGAAAAAGAAGUCAUUCCAGAUGGAGUAUUGGCCCUUGAUCAAGGUGGUGAAAAUCUACAUCAAGAGUCCAGCGCUUGCCACCGGUGCUGUGAUCGUCGACCUACCGGGUGUGCAUGACUCCAACGCAGCGAGAGCUGCUGUUGCUCAGGGCUACAUGAAGCAAUGUACGGGCUUAUGGAUCGUGGCACCGAUCAAUCGUGCAGUAGAUGAUAAGGCCGCCAAAACCCUUCUUGGAGAAUCUUUCAAGCGACAACUCAAGUACGAUGGAGGCUUUUCUAGUGUGACGUUCAUCUGCUCCAAGACAGAUGACAUAUCUAUUACGGAGGCCAUCGACAGUUUGGAGCUCAAUGACGAGGUCGCCGAUCUCGAAGAGGAAGAGCGCAUGCAUAAGAAAAGCAUCAAGGAUAUCGAGAACAAGAUAGCAGACCUAAAAGAAUCGCAGGACGUCUACAAGGUUGCUGGAGCGGAAGCAGACAAAGACAUCGAGGCUUGGGAAGACCUGUCAACCGAGUUGGACGACGGAAAGACAGUAUUCCCGCCACUUCCUAAGAGUAACAAGCGCAAGAAGAGCGGUUCAAGCAAAAAGAGUCGAAAGAAGCGUCAGGUGAGUGAUGACGAGUCAGAUAACGACUUUGUUGUAUCUGAUGACGACACAUCCGACGAAAGCGACGAUGACGAAGAGGAUGACGACCAAGAUAUCCAGGCUCCCCGAGAACCACUGACCGAAUCCGACAUCAAAGAGAAACUGAAGAAAUUGAGAGAGACCAAAAAGAACGCUAGACGCGAGAGUUUGCAAAUCAGAAAAACCAUCGAUGAUCUCAAGCCUCAGAUUCGCGAGAUUCAAGAGAAGAUUGUCGACCUGAAAGCCAAGAUCAGUCACAAAUGUAUUGCUGGUCGGAAUGAAUACUCCAAGACUGCUAUUCAGCGGGACUUCGCGGCCGGAAUCAAAGAGCUUGAUCAAGAGAAUGCUGCUGAAGAGGACGAGGACAAUUUCAACCCUGACGAGGACAAGCGUGACUACGAGGAAGUUGGUAAAUCUCUCCCUGUCUUCUGCGUCAGCAGUCGAGCGUAUCAGCAGAUGUGCGGGCGGCUUCGGAAAGAUGACAGUGUUCCGGGCUUUCUUACACCAGAAGAGACGGAGAUGCCACAGCUCCAAGCUCACUGCAAGAAGCUUACUGAAGCUGGUAGGGUCCAGACUUGUCGCACGUUCCUCCUCAACUUGUGUCAACUUUUGACAACGUUCAAAUUAUGGGCUUCAAACGAUGGCUCUGGAGCCAAUAUGAGCGAUGACGACAAGCGCAAGCAAGUCAAAUAUCUGGAUCGAAAAUUGAAGCAGUUGGACACAGGUCUGGAAGAAGCGAUUGCUGCCUGUGUCGACGAGAUGCGACGGGAGAUGAAACACCAAAUCUUUGACAAAUAUCCGGAGCUGAUCGAAGAAGCUAUGCAAGUUGCACCAGAGACGGCAGAACGUUGGGGUGCUCACAAAGAUCUUGGUGGUUUGCACUACAUGUCAUACAAAGCCACUGUACGACGUGAUGGUGUCUAUCAAUCUCGCAGCGCUGGUCAUCGUGAUUUCAAUGCCGAACUUAUUGAUCCGAUUAUAAAGAGGCUUGCCACAGGUUGGGAGCGUGCCUUUCAACAUCGCUUGCCAAAGGCAUUCGCUACUUACAUUACCAACUCUGGCAAGAUCUUGCACAAGUUCCACGAAGCAGUAGAGGAACGCGCGCGCCAGAAUGGGGUGGGCUUAGCCAACCUAUCCAUUCUCAAAACGCAAAUAUAUACCUACGAGCAACUAUUCAAGGAUCUGGGCACGGUGCUCAUCACACAGAUGACUGAGCUCCAACGUGAGGCCAACCGCGACUUUACUCCAACCAUUGGGAACAGCAUGCACACCGCAUACCAGCUGUGUACUGAUGAACGCGGCGCCGGUAGUUACAAGCGCAUGAAAGAACACAUGUCAACCCAUGUCGAGCAGGAGAGGCAUCAGAUGUUCCGUAAAGCAACGACAACGGUCGAGAAGCAUCUCGAUCAAAUGUGCAAGACGCUGGAAGGAUCAAUGGAGGCUCGAGCCGACGAGAUCUUCAUGCAAAUGCAUGGUGAUUACAUGCAAGUACUUGGUGGUGUACAACGUAGCGAGGGAACGGGCAUGACGAAGGAUGAAAGGGAGCUCAGGUCAGCUGUCAUGGCAUUACUCCGCAAUGUCGAUGCGCAAUUCGAGCCUAUCGCCAAGGGAGAGAUUGAAAUGCAGGACGCUACGAAUGUCGAUGCAGAGACCCAGGUCGAGGAGCCUACUACAGAAGAUGAAAAUGAUGGCGUCUUUGAGGAUGCCCAUGAGUCCGUUCGUGACGGCGCUGAGGAUGCAGUUAUGGACGUCAAUGACGAAACUUCCAUCGCUGGAUCAUCGCGAACGAGGCGUCCGGGAGUGGAUGUUGAUCCCGACAACACAGGCGAUAAGGAAAAUGGCGGGCUGCUCACACCGUCCAGCGACAACGGCAUGGAUGAUGAACUUUAG